This is a messenger RNA of Phycodurus eques (leafy seadragon), 952 nucleotides long. Its product is annotated as glutathione S-transferase A-like. The transcript is spliced from 6 exons. Bases 83 to 757 code for a protein of 224 amino acids. The record is from RefSeq and is a predicted model, not a curated record. Gene Ontology annotation, biological process: glutathione metabolic process. Gene Ontology annotation, molecular function: glutathione transferase activity. NCBI's taxonomy places the organism in Eukaryota, Metazoa, Chordata, Actinopteri, Syngnathiformes, Syngnathidae.
UUAAUCUUAUCAAACCCAUUUCGGUUCGCGUCCGACGUGUCCAGUUACUUUCCAGCUAGUUGGAAAACAAGUUUUGUCAGCCAUGGCCGAGAACAUGACUCUUUUUUGGGGCUCCGGCUCUGCUCCGUGCUGGAGGGUGAUGAUAGCCCUGGAGGAGAAGAACCUGCACGGGUACAAUCAGAAACUGCUCUCCUUUGAUAAGAUGGAACACAAGUCACCGGAGGUUUUAGCUAUAAACCCGAGAGGACAGCUUCCUUCUUUCAAACAUGGAAACAACGUUUUAAACGAAUCCUACGCAGCCUGUUUUUACCUGGAGAGCCAGUUCAAGAGCCAGGGGAGCAAGCUGAUCCCAGACGGCCCCGCCGAACAAGCCCUCACGUACCAGCGCACGUUUGAGGGCCUCACCUUUUACGACAAACUAUUUGCCGUUAUCUACUAUGACUACGUUGUGCCUGAAGGCGAAAGGUGUGACUCUGCCUUGAAGAGAAACUGCCAAGCCCUGACCAAUGAACUCAAACUGUGGGAGGGUUACCUGCUUAAGGCGGGAUCCCACCUGGCCGGACCGUCGUUCUCAUUGGCUGAUGUGAUUGUAUUCCCAACUGUUGCUAAUCUUUUCCAUUUAGGGUUGUCGGCGGAGCGCUACCCAAACCUGGCUGCAUACUACGCUCUGCUGAAGGAGCGACCCAGCAUCAAAGCCAGCUGGCCUCCGCACUGGCUGGAGAACCCCAAGGGACAAGACACGCUCAAAGACAUCUGACAUCUACAACCAGUCACAGGCUUCUUUUAAAAAAAAAAAAAAAAAAAAAAAAAGUUUGCACUAUUAUCAAGUAUAAUCAAAUGUUAGUUGUGCUGUUUCAAAAUCGUAAGGUGUUAAGCUCGAAAUGUUUUGAUGAUUAAGAUUUUGUUUCGUUUAAAAUAAAAAUAAAUCAAUAAAUGAGUCGAGUUUAUCAAA